Messenger RNA from Acanthaster planci (crown-of-thorns starfish), 6884 nucleotides. Its product is annotated as receptor-type tyrosine-protein phosphatase F-like. Gene Ontology annotation, biological process: protein dephosphorylation. Gene Ontology annotation, molecular function: protein binding; protein tyrosine phosphatase activity. The record is from RefSeq and is a predicted model, not a curated record. Lineage: Eukaryota; Metazoa; Echinodermata; Asteroidea; Valvatida; Acanthasteridae.
CUUCAGCUGGUUGUGGUUUGACCAAGACUCAUCCGCUUUACGUAAAAUAGUGCCUGUCCGGAGUGAACGUUGAAACUGCCAAUUCUGUGUGUUAUGGAAUGACGUUUGAGUCCCAAACAUCGAGGUAGAAAUGCUUUAAAUCUGUUUUGUGUGAUAUGCCAGAGACAACUGUAGCUGUUCAUUAACUUCAGAGAGUGUUGAUUGUUUGGCACAACCUCUGCCGAUAUAUUCGUCGACAAAGAAGGCACAUGCCAUCUUCAGUUCAGGUUAGUCUCUGAGGACAGCAGUGGAAAGGGUACAGCCAUGUUACUGAGGCAGAGCAAAUAUUCUUCCACCUCUAUGCUCGUCUGUGCUUUGAUUGCCUAUUUCUUGACGUCAAAAUUCUGUGUAGCAGUUCGACCUCCAGUGAUUACUAGAGAACUACAGUCUGAGUCUGGUAUUGAAGGAGGUGUCAUAGCAUUUGUAUGUGAGGCAUCCGGUGAUCCGGAACCAUCAUUCCGCUGGGAGAAGGGAUCCCGCAAUGCCCAAAACUCAAGAUCAGACAUUUUUCCAAUGCCUUCUGGAUCUGUUCUGAGGAUUGAACCACUUAGAGAUGGUCGUGACGAUGCGGAAUUCCACUGUAUUGCAUCAAAUGUUGCUGGAUCAGUCAGAAGUACAGCGAGGCUCCAGGUUUAUGCAAGUUCCAGUAUUCCUGCAGGUUUUCCAGUGAUCACAAGAGAGCCAGUACUCGACGUUGUAGAGAAGGGCUAUCCAAUAUUACUUCAUUGUGAAGCGGAGGGUAACCCUGAUCCAGAAAUCAUUUGGUUCAAAGAAUACACACCUGUUGAUCUCAGCACGGAGAGAGUCAAGUUAACCUCAUCUGGAUUGUCGAUAAGUGUGUCUGACUUUUCUGAUCAUGGGAAAUAUCAGUGUGCUGCAAGGAAUUCUGCAGGCACCCGCUUUUCCAAGGCAGUUCCGUUGUAUGUUAGAGUGAGACGAGUUGCACCACGUUUCACCAUCUUUCCAGAAAGUCAAGAAGUUGUCCCGGGUGGUAAUGUAAAUCUAACAUGUGCUGCUAAUGGUUCCCCCAUGCCUGUCAUCAAGUGGAUGAAAGGAGAUGAGGAUCUGAGUAGUUCUGAUGAUGAUCUUCCCCUUGGUAAAAGUGUUCUUCCUCUGAAGAAUGUGCAAGAGACAGCAGAGUACACAUGUUACGCUAUGAGUGACCUUGGGGAGAUACAACAUUCAGUGACUGUGACCGUUCGGACUCGCCCUGACCCUCCCCCUGUGCCGACAUUGAGUCAACACACUGCUAAUACUGUAACUGUUGAGUGGGUUGCUGGCACAGAUGAACCUAUCAAGGCCUACGUUUUGAAGUAUGCACUAAGGUCCUCUCCAGGUGCUGCAAUAGAAAUAGCAGAUAUUACUGAUACCACAUAUACCAUCCUUGACUUGUUGCCUUUCACUGAAUAUGAGGUACGUGUUGCUGCAGUCAAUACAAUAGGCCGAGGAGACUUCAGCCGGCCUUUGACAGUCACUACGGCACAGCUUGCACCAUCAACUCCUCCACGAGAAGUUCGCGCAAGUCCUCUGAGUGCUAGUACCAUACUGGUGCAGUGGGAAGCUCCAGAAGUCCCAAAUGGGAUUGUGAGAGGUUACAACAUCUAUUAUAGCAACACACCCAGUCAGAAUUUGAGUUUUUGGUACAAGCAUUCAGUGGAAGAUGGUACCCAGAGAUUGACAACAAUCAGUGACCUCAACCCAGACCAGACGUAUUCAAUACGUGCCUCGGCAUUCACUGCCAUUGGUGAAGGGCCAGCCUCCACAGCAGUCCAAGUAAUAACAAAGCAAGGAGUUCCCAGCCAACCUGAAAUGUUUGCGGGUGAGGCCAUUUCUGCAACUCAGAUACGCCUGACAUGGAGACAACGUGAAACAGAAGCCCAGAUUCUCUACUAUGAGCUGUAUUACAAUGACUCCAAGACUGGAAGUGACGAACACAGGAGUAUUCCUAAAGCAGAGACAUACAUUCUAGAAGAUUUGAAGCCCAAUACUGUGUAUAACAUCCGCCUAGCUGCAAAAUCUAGGGCUGGGCAGGGAGCGAGCACACCUAUUGUGUCAGUUCGCACGGAGCAAGCCGUCCCUGGUGCUCCCCCUCAAGAUGUCAAAGCUUCAACCCUGAGCUCUACAAGUCUUCGGAUCGAAUGGGAACCACCACCUCAAGACCGCCAAAAUGGGGACAUAACAGGUUACAAAGUCAGCUAUGUAAAAAUACCUCGUUCGGGGGAGGUUGUGGAAGCCCAAGAUGAAAUGUUGCUGGCAGUGGGUCCUAAUGACAGAUCAUGUGACUUGGUUAACCUUGACAAGUGGACAGUAUAUCAGAUAACUGUGCUAGCAUCUACAAAGAUGGGGGAUGGACCUGCGUCCCGGCCCAUAAAUGCUGAAACAGAUGAAGAUGUACCGGAUGGUCCACCACGUAAGGUUGUAGCUGAAGCCCUGAAUUCAACCACCAUUGCUGUUCGAUGGAGCCCACCUGCUUUGGAUCGACAACAUGGUGAAAUUCGCGGCUACCAAGUUCACUACCAGGUUGUGUCAGCUGAUGAAGAACCAUUGGGACCACCUCAAGUUGAGUGGGUUGCACUUCCAGAUAUAAGGGAUAUCGUCCUGACAAAUCUGUCUCCGAAGACUUACUAUUCAAUCGAAAUUGCUGCUUAUACCAUCAAAGGAGAUGGAGAACGUAGCAGACCAAAACUGGCACAAACUCCUGGACAAGUUCCUGGACAACCUCCAAAUUUUGUGGUGGAGAGACUGGAGAAUGGUGACUAUUAUGCCCAUUGGGAGAGUCCAGAAGACACUCAUGGAGUCCUGCUGAUGUAUAAAUUGAGUUACCACACCAGCACAACUAAGCCUUUGUAUCUGGAGAUAAGACCACCAUCCUCUGAUUUUUCGCCUAUUAGGCUCAAUAAAGGAAAGAGAUAUUUCUUCACAUUGGCUGCCAAGAACAGUGAGGGAUAUGGUCUUCCAGCAGAGUUUGAUCUUGUCACGCCAGAAGGAAAACCUACAGGUGCACCACAAAACUUCACUGGGAAAGCAUUAACUAGUACAUCUGUACAGUUGUCUUGGUCCAGGCCAUCAGAUGAGGAGAGUAAUGGAGACAUCACACUCUAUAGUAUACUCUAUUACUUGGAAGAAGACCCAGGACAGGAGUUUAUCAGUGACACUGUUGAUACUAUAGUCACCUUAACCAACUUGAAACCCAACACACAGUAUGUCUUCAAAGUUCGAGCUCAUACUCAAGUUGGCUCAGGUCCAUAUGGAACAACGGUGAUUCUGAUCACUCCACCACUUCCUCCUAGGGAAGCUCCACGUAAUAUCAGAGUCAGCCCAAUGAGCACCACUGCUAUCCUUAUUGAAUGGAAACCACCUGUUGAUAUAGAAAAUGAUCGUUCCGGCUUGACGUAUAUUGUGUAUUGUACAAGUGAAUCUGUGGAUGUGGAUCUGAGCUACUGGAAACGGGUGGUUGUGGGUGAUUUCCACCAAGCAGAGAUUGGUGAUUUGGAACCCAACACAGACUAUGCUGUUGUAGUCCAGCUUCAAACUCCAGAGGGCAACUCGCCAAGUUCACGCAUUGUUUAUGCAACUACACUCGGAGAAGAAUCAGCAGCACCAGAGAGAUUUCAGGCUGAGUUAAAAGAUGGAAAUGAUGUCAAGCUUGUGUGGGAUGCACCAUCAAGCUCAGACGGCCCAAUAAGGGUAUACAGAAUUGUUUAUGCCACAAGUCCUCAGGCGAAGGAGGAGCAUCCAGAAUACACUCAUGAAGGUCUUCCUAUUGAUGUACCAAACAGAGAGAGAAUUUUCGUGAUUUCUGGUUUGAAACCAAACAUGGAGUACCAGUUCAACAUCACAGCUGUUACCAAGAGUAGUAGUAGUCCUCCAGCCACUGUAUUAGUACACACAAGGCGGGCAGCUCCUGCUCAUGUGCCCAUUCUAGAAGUUAACAAGACAUUAAUCACAGCUUCAACAUUGACUAUUACCAUCCCACCACUAGAUUCAAGGGGUGGUCCCAUACACUAUGUUCUGAUUGUGGUUGUUCCUCUCGAUGGUCCUAGUCUUCCAAAAAGUCUUCCCAGCGAGUAUUCAAUGGAGGACCUUUUAUCUGCCACCAAUUCUUACAAUCAGAGAGAUAAGUCAGUACGCAGACGUCGGACCACCACUAAGUUACUUCCUUACAUCACGGCUAAACUCUUGGCACAUGAGCUGUCUGAGCCCUUCACCAUUGGGGAUGAGCAAUUCAUCAAUGGAUUUCAUAACAGGCCAUUAGAAGCGAAUCGCUACUACACGUUCUUCAUGAGAGCGGGAGUUUUAUCUGAAGAAGAGGAGUUACUGGUUACUUCCAGUGAUUAUAUCCAUCCAGUGCAAGCCAAGAAACAGAGUGUAACAGUUAGUGGGGAAACUCUGCCAAACAGCAAUAACCCACCAGAAAAAGAUAAAGAAACUAGUGGUAGUCCUUUGGCUGCCAUUAUUGGAGCAGUCGUCGGUGUCCUCGUUCUUGUAGUCAUCAUUGUCAUCGUUGUCUUGCUGAAAUUCAAGAGGAGAAGUGACCCCAGUGUGCGUAGACCAAAGCGCAAGGAAGUGAAGACAUCCAACCCAUCUGACCCAGUGGAGAUGAGAAGAAUGAACUAUCAAACUCCUGCUAUGAUGUCUCAUCCUCCUAUCCCUGUCAUGGAAUUGAGUGACCACAUUGAGCAUCUUAAGAGCAAUGAAAACCUCCUCUUCUCCCAGGAAUAUGAGUCCAUUGAACCAGGUCAACAGUUCACAUGGGACCAUUCUAAUCUAGAGGUGAACAAGCCGAAGAAUCGCUAUGCCAAUGUGAUUGCAUACGACCACUCGCGGGUCAUCCUGUCACGUGUAGAUGGCCUUCCAGGCAGUGAUUACAUCAAUGCAAAUUAUUGUGAUGGCUACCGUAAGCAGAAUGCUUAUAUUGCUACACAAGGGCCAUUGCCAGAAACACUUGGAGACUUCUGGAGAAUGGUUUGGGAGCAGCGGACAUGCACUCUGGUGAUGAUGACCAAAUUGGAAGAGAGAAACCGUGUCAAGUGUGAUCAGUACUGGCCAAGCAAAGGACAGGAGACCUACGGUGAUAUUCAGGUCACCCUACAUGAUAUGACAGACUUGGCAACCUACUCAGUUCGCAACUUCUCCUUGAUCAAUAUUAAGAAACCAGCAGACAAACGUGAGGUACGUCAGUUUCAAUUCACAGGCUGGCCAGAUCAUGGUGUUCCUGAGCAUGCUACACAGGUCCUGGCAUUUGUUAAUCGUAUUAAAGCCUGUAACCCCCCCGAUGCUGGGCCAAUUGUGGUUCAUUGCAGUGCUGGAGUAGGUCGCACUGGGGCCUUCAUUGUAAUUGACUCCAUGUUGGAGAGGAUCAAGCAUGAGAAGACAGUUGAUAUAUAUGGCCAUGUGACCUGCCUGCGUGCACAGCGUAACUACAUGGUUCAGACUGAAGAGCAGUAUGUGUUCAUCCAUGAGGCUUUGUUAGAGGCAGUGCAGAGUGGAAACACAGAGGUACCAGCAAGGAAUCUCUACUCCCACAUCCAGAAGUUGACCCAACCUGAGCCUGGGGAAACUAUAACAGGAAUGGAGAGUGAAUUUAAGCGCCUGGCCAAUCAGAAGGCUUUGCCUUCCAAGUUUGUGAGUGCUAAUCUCCCAGCCAACAAGUUCAAGAACCGAUUGGUCAACAUUCUGCCAUAUGAAUCAACCCGUGUAUGUUUGCAGCCAAUACGAGGUGUUGAAGGCUCUGACUACAUCAAUGCAAGCCAUAUCGAUGGUUACAAGCAGAAGAGUUCAUAUAUUGCUACUCAAGGUCCCCUUGCAGAGACCACUGAAGAUUUCUGGCGUAUGCUGUGGGAGCAGAACUCGACUAUCAUUGUCAUGCUGACAAAGCUGAGAGAAAUGGGACGGGAGAAGUGCCAUCAGUACUGGCCUGCUGAACGCUCUGCCAGAUAUCAGUACUUUGUGGUGGAUCCCAUGUCUGAGUACAACAUGCCACAGUACAUCCUUCGGGAAUUUAAGGUUACUGAUGCUCGGGAUGGACAGUCACGAACCAUUCGGCAGUUCCAGUUCACUGACUGGCCAGAUCAAGGUGUACCCAAGUCAGGAGAAGGCUUCAUUGAUUUCAUUGGCCAGGUCCACAAAACCAAGGAGCAGUUUGGUCAGGAUGGACCAAUCUCAGUUCACUGCAGUGCUGGAGUUGGACGAACUGGUGUGUUUAUCACCCUGAGCAUUGUUCUUGAAAGAAUGCGAUUCGAGAGUGUCGUCGACAUGUACCAAACAGUCAAGAUCUUGCGAACUCAACGACCAGCUAUGGUUCAAACAGAGGAUCAGUACCAGUUCUGUUACCGUGCAGCCUAUGAAUACCUUGGAUCGUUUGAUCACUUCACAUGAAACAAACAUAGUAGGAUGGCUCACUUAUCAUACAACUCAUACCAAUUAUACAUUUACUCUCCUACUGUUCUGCAAAUACUGCCACUGUCUUCUAAAUUGUUCAUCGAAACAUCUACUUGUGGAACAUGUAAUCCAGUCCAUUCACUGAUUAUUGUAGGUGUCAACAAGUUCCCUGUUUGAUAACGGAGGAACAUCAUGUUGAAUAUUUGGUAUGUACCUGUCUAAUUUUAUGUUUGUCUUGAUCAUUGGGUCUCAGAAAUGUUAACAUUGCAUAUUCAGUCAGUUGGUGCAAUGAGCCAGAUUAUUUUGACGCCACAUUGCAUGAUGCUCAUGCAAAAAAAAAAUCUUUUAGAGGUUUGCCCUUGGGGUUAUAAUUUUGGAAUAUGAGACUUCUAAAGGUCUUUAUUUAGAUUUUAUCUACUGGCCUAAGCAAAUCAGAACAAAACAAAACAAGUAAUGGAUCCUUU